ACAAUCCUGUUCGUGUGAUUUGCAUAGGAAAUAGCCAUGAACACAUACAGAUAAAAAAAAGAUGAUCUUAUACGCAGUUUACGAUCAAAUGUGAUCACACGUUUACUGAAUGAGGCUCGUCGUUCGUAAUACUUCAUAUCCCCCCGUAAAUACAAUUAUUCACUUACGGCACGGGUAUUUGGGUUUCUUUCAAAAUUUUUUUUUCACUUUUUUAUUGUGAGACUGGUUCUUGUUAGGCCCUAUGCGUUGCAUCUUUCUUGAUAUUUUGUUCAGGCGCGUCAAUUGCCUUGGCAGGCGACUUCAGGUUUUCGUUGUCCAGCACACUGCGCGCGCCUGGAUAGGCUGUCAGUACAGUAUGCACGUGCAGCAAAUAUGCUGUACUUCUUGGGGGACCUUCCCAACAGACUUCAAAUACGCCCCAAGCGCUAUUCUGUGUGAACAUUAUGAUCAUCGCGUGUUCACUUGGUUUGGGCUGAAGCAGUGAUUCGAGCGGGCAGCACGUGACAAACUAAGUACCCUGAUAUUAUUGAAAUUAACCGCAAGAUCCUCCGCGCAUAUGUACUACAAGCCCUUUAAACACGACCUGUUGGCUAAAACGCAAUGAUGUAUUAUUCCAAAGCUGAAUGAGCAUCCUCUUUUUCUUCACAAACACUGGGACAUAUGGAGGUUCGAAUGUGUCGACAGGUUUGUAGAAAAUAAGCCCUUUCGAUUGUUGUCCAGUGGUUUCCUUCCUAGUGUCCAGACGGUGCGGGUAUUAUUCCGCUAAUGCGGACCUGGUUUAGCACACCGGGACGGAAAACCAGGAGCCAUAUGUUUGCUUGCCACUUUGAGUCCGCUUAAAAGUAUGGUAACCUGAUGACUGACUGGCUUAACGACUUUAACAUCUGCUGUAUAAUCUCACCGCCUACAAAUGUAGGCUACAGAAAGCAUUUUGGAGCAGUCACCUCUGCUCGGCGUCUGUGCCUCGCAAGACCGGCGUAGAGUGCACCAGCGCGCUCGAGACCAUUGCAAACAAGGAAAAGCAAAACGGGACAUCAAAGGCGGAAAUUCGGCAACCGGAGACAUUGAGUUCUGCCUGUGACGUCAUCCGCAAAUCUCCGCGCGUAUCCUAGAAGAAAUCACUCCGUGGUGACCGGUUGCCAUAGGAAUGCGCACUUCCUAGGUGAAAGUUGGAAGAUGGAGAUCCGAUUUACCACAUUCGCCAGAGAAGGGAGCGAAAGCAAACAACGGCGUGUCAUGUUUGAGAAGAAGAACUCGUUCUACGCAGUUUCGUUUGCGGAAAACCACUCAUUCUCCGAUCGAGCGAUGGGUGUUGUCACCGAAGACGGCACCAUGGUAAAUGUUGACGAGACCAUUGACAUGCUGCCGAAAUCAAGGAAAGCGCUUACCAUUCAAGAGAUCGCGGCGCUGGCCAGGUCGUCGUUGUACGGUAUCUCCCAGGUGGUGAAGGACCACGUGACCAAGCCCACGGCGAUGGCGCAGGGGCGGGUGGCCCACCUGAUCGAGUGGAAGGGCUGGUGCAGGCCGUGCGACUCCCCCGCCGCCCUGGAGUCCCACUUCAGCUCGUACUCGCACCUGACCGAGGGGGAGCAGGAGGCGCGCUUCGCCGCCGGCGUGGCCGAACAGUUUGCCAUUGCCGAAGCCAAACUGAGGGCGUGGUCAUCUGUGGACGGAGAGGACUCGUACGAAGACUCCUGCGACGAGGACGCCGCGCCGUACAGCGAUGCCAACCUGACGACACAGAGCGGAGACUCCUCCCUCUACCCCCAGUUCAUCCAGGACCUGUGGCAGGGGCAGGUGUUCCAGCCGGAGGUGCCGCGCCCGGCCGAGGAUAGCCCCGCCCCUCCCGGAGCCCCGGCGGACACGCCCGACACCUUCUGCUCCAGGGUGUCCUGCCUGGAGGACGGCCCGGUGCCCGAGAGCGCGCGCAAUCCGCCCCCCUCGCCGUCCCACGCGGGGUGCCCGCGGGGGGGCCAGGAGCCGCUGGAGGAGGAGGAGGCGAAGACGGGGGACAGCACCCCCUGCUGCCCCAGCAGGGGCAUGAGCCAGGACUCCGCCUACACCCCUUCCAGCUGCCUGUCCUACCUGGAUGCGGAGGACGAGUUGGAGAGCACCGACCGGGACGUCCUGCUCGGGAACACCACCUGCCGGAAGGUCUUGGAUGAGCCCUCCUCUGGAGCCAUGUCCUUGGAGGAGGAGGAGGAGGAGGAUGAAGAUGAGAGGAGGGAGGAAGGACAUCAGUGACUCAAAUCCAUCCCCUUCCCCUCAUUCACAUUUUGGGGGGGGUUGUAUGAUCUCUCCAUUCCUCUUCAAAGGAACCCCACCCCCCCUUCUCCAUCCCACUCCCCCAUCCUCAGCUCUAACCUGCUGUAAUAUACAAACCUUUACAUCUCCACUCCCUGGAGUGAUGUGAUUGUGGAAACGCAGACGACAGAAGAACUUUAUCUUUAAAUAUGUCUGAAUGUGUUUCCAGGUUUUUUUCGGCAACACCCCCAUAUACCCUACCUCUUCUCCCUGUUCUUUCCUGUCACCCCCUUCACAAAACCACUCUCCUCUGUUGACUCUCCCACCCCCCCAUCCCCCCCCCGGCCCAUCCAGCUCAAAUCAUCGGCGUCCAGUGACUGAAAGCGAACGCUUCGGAAUCGCUCUCCCCUCCUGAAGGACCCCACUGAGUUCCUGCAGCGUAGCUGUCCGCCACGCGCCUGCUAAUUAACCUGCCACUAAAGAUAGCAAAAAAAUCGAGCCGCAGGAAAGAUCGCAACAGAUAAGGUUACGUCUUUUUAAAUAGAAAAAAAAGAAAAACACUCAGACAGAUGAAACAAAAAAAAUGAUAUGCUUCUAUUGUACUAGUUUUAUAUCAUUCCGAAUGUUGUUGUAAUAGUUAUUAUUAGGAUGAUCUUCGGGCAUAAUGAUGUAUUUCUGCAGACAGUUGUAGAAAUUAAAUUGCACUCCUUGUCUUAAAAAAAAGAAAUUUUAAAAAACCCAGAAUGUUCCCAAAAUGGACCUUUUUUAGUGGUAGAGGUACUGUGUUUUGUUUAUGAAAAGGUGAAAAUAGAAAUCAACGAUAGAAGUAGUAGUUUUUCAGUGCCGCCGUAAAAACAGUGGAUCUCAGAUUUUCUCUAUUUUUCUAUGCUGUGCCCGGCUUUGGUCUAUCUUCCACUGUGCCGUGUCAGUUCUGUGCAACUACGCUAACGUAGCCACCGGUCGCUAACUCCUCUCUUUGUUUAAUCACUGUGUGAUAUCCGCUAUAGGAAGAGAAAGAAAAGAAAAAAAAGACUUUUUUUUUUACGGAACUUCGACUGCGUUUUUUUGUAUUUUGUCGUUAUUCUCUGCCUUGUUAUGGUCAUGCUCUGGAAAAAAAAAAAGAAAAACAUUUUAACUGUCCAAAAACAUUACAAUGGCCUACGGUCUUAUAAAUCUUCUGUAAUUGC
Molecule: messenger RNA, 3431 nt
Organism: Anguilla rostrata (American eel)
Lineage: Eukaryota; Metazoa; Chordata; Actinopteri; Anguilliformes; Anguillidae
Gene: fam131aa
Product: family with sequence similarity 131 member Aa
Exons: 5
Coding region: 1177-2244 (355 amino acids)
Source: RefSeq, a predicted model, not a curated record